AUGGCAGCAGACAGCUGGAGCCGGAAACUGGUUGAUCACAUUUCUGUCAACAUAUGGGAACCCAAGAGAAUGAACGGCAAAACCCUGAAAGAUGCCACCAGAUUGCAGAAUUUGGAAUUAUCUAGAAGCACAUCAUCUAAUCUCACGUUUCCUGGGUCCCGUUCUAUAAAAGAGGCUUUCAGCUCCUCAGUAGAAGUGGCAGGAGAGGAGCCCAUGACAGCCGCUGAGACCUCGAGAUUCAGUUACUGCCGGCCCUUGCACCUGGGCCAGAGCCUGCCCUAUGGGGCGACCCCAGUCAUAUCCACAUAUCCUACAGACUAUCUUGCUAGAAACCUCAGAGAUGCUUUCAGCCAAGGCCUGCUGUCUGGGGGGAUUCUGGGCUUUCUGGAACACAUGCCUCUCCUGAGCUACGUGAGACCUGCAGGAAGCAAUGCUGGUGGCCUGGUCGGGGUGCUUGGAAAAGUGAUUUCAUCGAUCCCGAUCCUGAACAACAUCCUCGACAUAAGAGUCACUAAUCCCCAGCUGCUGGAAAUUGGUCUUGUGCAGAGCUAUGACUUCCACCGCCUCUACGUCACCAUCCCUCUGGGUUUUGAACUCAAAGUGAACACACUCGUGGUUGGAAGUCUGUUGGAGCUGGCUGUGAAGCUGGAUGUCACCGCAGAAGUCUAUGCUGUGAGAGACAUUUACGGGAGGAGCCGUCUGGUCAUUGGUGACUGCAUUCACUCUCCUGGCAGCCUGCGAAUCUCGCUGCUUAACAAACUCAGUCCCCUUCAAAGCCUGAUAGACAGCCUCACAGACGUCUUGACUAGAGUCCUUCCUGGCCUGGUGCAGGGUGUGGUAUGUCCUCUGGUCAACGGGAUUCUCAGCCUCUUGGAUGUCACCCUGAUGCAUGAUGUUGCUGACUUGCUGCUGCAUGGAGUACAAUUUGUCAUUAAGGCCUAA
Peromyscus maniculatus bairdii (prairie deer mouse) is the source of this 942-nucleotide messenger RNA. The record is from RefSeq and is a predicted model, not a curated record. NCBI's taxonomy places the organism in Eukaryota, Metazoa, Chordata, Mammalia, Rodentia, Cricetidae.